This is a messenger RNA of Monosiga brevicollis MX1, 417 nucleotides long. RefSeq lists its product as uncharacterized. The transcript has a single exon. The record is from RefSeq and is a predicted model, not a curated record. NCBI's taxonomy places the organism in Eukaryota, Choanoflagellata, Craspedida, Salpingoecidae. The coding region runs from base 1 to 417 and encodes 138 amino acids.
AUGGCGCGGAAAAUUUUGAUUGAUCCGAUGGUGGGAAGCAAGAAAACAAGGCGCAACAAGGCACGGCAACAUACGUCGAGCAGCUGGGAUCUCUGGGAGAUGGCGGGCCGAAGAUUCAAGACAGGUUCAGCGCGGCAUGGCGGGUUAUCUGCUGCGAGCUCUAUUCACUCAUCCAGCGUUCUCCCAGAGCAGCAACGGCGACGGCAGCUAGAACUGCGCCUGUCCUUGACGAGCGCAACCAGACAGAUCCCACAAGACCGCGGCGUGGCGUAUGCACCCGCUCGCCCAAGUCCAAAGGUCAAGGGCCAGCAGCAGCAGGAGGAGGAGGAGGAGGAGAAGAAGAAGAGCACGGACAAGGGGAAGGAGAAGAAGCUUGACAUGGAAAGUCGCAGAGUUGCAGUCACGACUGCCGUUUGA